UUCCCGUGAACCCUCCUCAUCGCGUAUUACGACUAAAUAUAUUGAGGUGUUAUUGUGCUUUUUAAAAGUGUUUUAAAUAAUGUGAAUGAUGGUUUAGUGUGUGACAUUCUAAAAAUGGUCGUGUUACUGAUCUUUGGCCUGUUUAUUGCCCGCAGUGUAUGCCACACGAUAACAUUCUUGGACGUUCCACGUUGGGCAGACCCGAGAAUAGAAGCCGAGUUGCGUUGUCAUUACGCGAAACAACCACUCGAUCCUCCGCUUCACUCCGUCAAGUGGUACAGAGGCACACACGAGAUAUUCAGAUACACACCACAAGAAUACGAAACACGAGCCUUCAACAGCAGCGGGGUCUCCGUGACGAACAGCUCUUGUGACACUUUUGCUUGUGUUAUCACCAUAAAACCUGAACCCGGUACUGCGAAGUACACUUGUGAGGUUUCCAGCGAGGGCCCCAGAUUUGCGGUGGACAGAAAAUCGGCUAACAUGACAUUAGGUGUGUUACCUGAAUAUGAGCCACUGAUAACUGGUCUUCCCACAUUCGUGAAUGCGGGCGAACAGGCACUCGUCAACUGCACAUCUGACUAUUCACUGCCAGCUGCUACAAUAGACUGGUUCGUGGAUUCUGAACCUCAGGAGGAUCCAGUUAUAACCGGCGAGACUCAUGUCUCGGGUGCAGACGGUGACGGUCUCCGUGCAUCGUGGAGGACUCUACACGUAUAUCCCGACGACUACUCCACGCAUCGGGGUUUCCUCGCCCUGCAGUGCCGUGCGACACUGCCUACGCGGCCACCUCACGUCCGUAGCAUGGCCGUACGGCUUUAUGUCGCGAGUCGACCUCACAUAUCAUCUUAUAUGUUAAGUAAAAAUAAUGCUGUAGGGAAAAAUAACGCAAUCAGAUUACAGAACGAUCUGUGUCUAUGGACGUUAUUAUUGCUCGGGAGAAAACUUGUGCCUUGUCUAGUGAAAUAAAUGUAUGACUGAAUAAACGAAUUACUAUGGACUUAAGUUACGUAAUGCUGUGGACGUAAUAUAGAUAUAAUAUAUGUAUAUUUAAUUAAA
Molecule: messenger RNA, 1059 nt
Organism: Vanessa atalanta (red admiral)
Lineage: Eukaryota; Metazoa; Arthropoda; Insecta; Lepidoptera; Nymphalidae
Exons: 6
Coding region: 115-969 (284 amino acids)
Source: RefSeq, a predicted model, not a curated record